Erythranthe guttata (spotted monkey flower) is the source of this 1182-nucleotide messenger RNA. RefSeq names its product mannan endo-1,4-beta-mannosidase 4. Gene Ontology annotation, molecular function: mannan endo-1,4-beta-mannosidase activity. Gene Ontology annotation, biological process: polysaccharide catabolic process. NCBI's taxonomy places the organism in Eukaryota, Viridiplantae, Streptophyta, Magnoliopsida, Lamiales, Phrymaceae. The record is from RefSeq and is a predicted model, not a curated record.
AUGUGUAGAAAUAGUACUUUGGGUAUUUGUUUUAUUUUAGUAGCUCUUUUGAUUGGUUAUUCCGAGUCGAGUUUCAUUAAAACGAGUGGUAACAAGUUUGUGAGGGAUGGGAGGCCGUUUUAUUUCAAUGGUUUCAAUGCAUAUUGGCUAAUGACCACGGCUUCGAACUCGACAACAAGGUACAAGGUUUCCGAUGUCUUCUCCGAGGCUUCGAAGAAUGGAAUGAACGUUGCUAGGGCCUGGGCAUUUAGUGAUGGUGGCUCUUAUAGCCCGCUUCAGACAUAUCCCGGAAAUUAUAAUCAACAAACAUUUUCGGGGCUGGAUUUUGUGGUGGCUGAAGCAAAAAAGUAUGGGAUUUAUCUAAUACUAAGCCUUGUGAACAACUGGAAUGAUUAUGGAGGGAAAAAACAGUAUGUGGAGUGGGGGAGGAGCAAAGGUCAGUCCUUGAAAAACGACGACGAAUUCUUCACUAAUUCCGUCGUCAAAGGGUUCUAUAAAAAUAAUGUCAAGACUGUGCUCACCAGAUACAAUACAAUAACUAAGUUAGCGUACGAAGAUGAUCCGACCAUACUUGCAUGGGAGUUAAUCAACGAGCCUCAUUGCGAAUCUGACCUCUCCGGAAACACUUUUCAAAAUUGGGUUGCAGAAAUGUCGGGUUACGUGAAAUCUAUUGACCGUAACCAUCUAGUGGAAAUCGGGUUGGAAGGAUAUUAUGGGGAGUCGAAGAAAUCGGUGAAUCCAAACGGUUAUAUAGUUGGGACUGAUUUCAUUUCCAACAGUCGCGUUCCAACUGUUGAUUUCACUACGAUUCAUAUCUACGGGGAACAAUGGUUGUCAAACGCAAGCUACCAAGCUCAAGCUCAAUUCGUGAACCAGUGGGUUCAAUCGCACAUAAGCGACUCCCAAUCCAUAGGAAAGCCGUUUGUCAUAUCGGAGUUCGGAAAAUCGUACAAAUACCCGGGUUACAGUGUGGGAGCAAGGGAUUCGUACUUGAGCGAAAUAUAUACGAGCGUUUAUAAUUGCGCAAAGAGCGGAGGACCGUGUGGAGGUGCACUAUUUUGGCAAGUGAUGGAUUUGGGAAUGGAGAAUAUGGGAGAUGGCUAUGAAAUUGUUUUGCAGAAGAGUUCUUCUACUGAUUCUAUUAUCUAUGCUCAAUCAAAAAGGAUGUCUUCUCUUCAUUAA